Folsomia candida is the source of this 5334-nucleotide messenger RNA. It is a transcript of the gene Br140, whose product is annotated as bromodomain-containing protein 1. Gene Ontology annotation, molecular function: protein binding. Gene Ontology annotation, cellular component: MOZ/MORF histone acetyltransferase complex. Gene Ontology annotation, biological process: regulation of transcription by RNA polymerase II. The coding region runs from base 260 to 4030 and encodes 1256 amino acids. NCBI's taxonomy places the organism in Eukaryota, Metazoa, Arthropoda, Collembola, Entomobryomorpha, Isotomidae. The transcript has 14 exons. The record is from RefSeq and is a predicted model, not a curated record.
UUGGAUUGAAAGCACAUCACACUAACAUAACACAGAACGGAACAUAGCCAACAAUAUUAUUAUUAUCCGAUCCAAGAGAGUUGAUCGAUCCUCAAAAUAAUAUAACAAUAUCUAAACUAGCGCAGUUAAACAAAACUUAAAUACCACGACGACGGCAGAUUCUUCUCGUCAUUUUGUGAAUUUAUUUUCAAUUUAUUUGUCACGGUCACGCGCCCACCGUACUACGUCGCUUUUGAAGCAAUCCCAUGAAGCGCUCGGUAUGAGUCCGGUCCAUGAGCCUGCCCUGAAGCAGCUGGGAGGCAGUCCCAUCCGUCGAAAGAGGAAGUUAGUAUCCUCCGGAGGUCAAAAAUGGUUCAAAGGUUCGCCUCGAAAGAAGGAGAGACCUUCUUCCACCCCUGGCGGUGGGCAUCAGCUCAAGCAAAAUGUGGGUGGAGGUGGAAACAACAGUUUGGAAUUGAUGAGUCCUACAAACGCGAAUCCUACCUUGCCACCCAUGCUCGUCCAGUUUAUUCUUCACGGCGGUGCAGAACUGCGACUGUCGGUUUAUGAUCAGAUUCCUGUCACUUCGAAACCGGAUGAGGAUGUUGACCUAUCUAGCAAAAAGAAGAAAAAGUGUAAGGAAGAAGGACAAGACCAACAAAUCUCAGACCUACCCGCUAUCGUCCAGCAGUCUGAUGAACAUCGUUCCCUCCCGCAACCCAAUUACCAUCUCCUAGAAGAAUACACGCUGAAUGAAGCGCCACCCCUCCCGAAUGCCUACAUCAGAUGGAUGGAUGAUGUCGAAUUGGGCGAAGAGGUAGAAUAUCACGUCGACGAGGAGGACUCUGCCUGGUUGGAUCUCAUUAAUAGUGGUCGUGACGGUGUGGGGAUCACUCUCGAGGUGAUGGAACUCCUCAUGGAUCGAUUAGAGAAGGAAAGUUAUCUUCAAAUGCAAAGUUCCGGGUUGGACCAACGACCCGUGAUUGAUGACGACGCGGUUUGUUGCAUCUGCAUGGAUGGAGAGUGUCAAAAUUCGAAUGCUAUCCUCUUCUGCGACAUGUGCAACCUUGCCGUGCACCAAGAGUGUUAUGGGGUUCCGUACAUCCCUGAGGGACAGUGGUUGUGUCGCAGAUGUCUUCAGUCACCGUCACGAGAGGUGGAGUGCGUGCUAUGUCCCAAUAAAGGAGGUGCUUUCAAGCAAACGGACGACGGUCGCUGGGCGCACGUUGUUUGUGCCAUUUGGAUUCCGGAGGUGUGCUUCGCAAAUACGGUCUUUCUUGAACCAGUGGACUCAGUGAAUAACAUCCCUCCAGCAAGGUGGAGACUUUGUUGUUUCAUUUGCAAAUAUAAGGGCAGAGGGGCUUGUAUUCAGUGUCACAAGUCCAACUGUUACAUAGCAUUCCAUGUCACUUGCGCCCAACAUGCGGGACUUUGUAUGCGCAUGGACACGGUCCGUAUCGGGUCAACGGUCACCGUUCGAAAGACGGCAUACUGCGAUAAUCACGCCCCUCCAGAUUUUAUUCGACAGACUCGUGAGGGCGAUUCUUCCCCAACAGUACGACAAAAGCUGAAGGCGUGUCGGAAAAUGUUAGCUGAGAAAAGAAGUGCUAAACCCACCUUGUCUAUUCCUACCAUUCCCCCAGAACGUGUGACAGAAAUCUCAUCUUCCGUUUCGUUUGCUCGGAAAAACGUUUUUAUCAAAAGAUUACUCUCAUACUGGAAAUUGAAACGUAUUCAAAGAAACGGUGUCCCACUACUCAGACGACUUCAAGCCGCUUCCAACCAUCCCCCCAGUUCGGGUCAUCAUAGAGCCCAACUAAUUCACGAUCCCAGUAUUGGAGCACCAAGUCAGAGUGAUCAUGCAUGGAAGUUCCUAAUGCGACUCAGACAGGACUUGGAACGUGCCCGCCUUCUUUGUGAACUGAUUCGAAAACGAGAGAAACAAAAAAGGGAAUUAGUCGCACUAAGAACGGAAGAAUGGUCGUUUAAGACGGUGCCCUUUGUUCAGUUACUUCUGUCCGUGUUGAACGAGAUAGGGGGUCGAGAUCCGCAAAACAUUUUUGCUGAACCCGUUGACGCUGAAGCCGUUCCUGAUUACCAUACUGUGAUCCACUCACCCAUGGACCUGAGCACAAUGAGGCAAAGGGCACAACAACUACAUUAUGAUUCUCUGAACGAGAUGAAGAAAGAUUUUCAACUUAUGAUUAAUAAUUGUCUUUUGUACAACAGCAAGGAAACGAUAUUUCAUCGUACCGGUCUCCGACUUCAAGAAUCUGGUAGUAUGAUUUUCCGUGAGGCUGAAAAAGUACAAGAUCAAAUUGGAUACGAUCCUGAUUCUGGUCUUCACUUGGAUAAAGCACCCACUCUCAGCAUUUCAAGUAAUUCUGCCACUCCUGCUUCGACAACUCGACGGAGUGACGACCACAUUUUCGAAGAGAUGGAUGCUUUCCUGAAAGACGAGGACCGGCUUCAACUUCCACACGACGUUCAUGUAGCCAAACUUCAAGAUAUUGCGGAUAAAGUGGUCACUGUUCAACAUACUGGUGCUAGAAAAAAACGAUACGAACGGUUAUACAGAGAAAUUCAAAGGGUUCGUCGAUUAGAAAAUCCAUCUCCUAAAUCUCCUCGUUCUCCAAAAAGAGAACUUCAUCCAUCAAGUCCAAUAAGUCGACAGUCCGUUUCCCCUACCCCGACUUUAAGAAAGCUCAGGAGGAAGUCAGUAAUUGACCAAACUGACGAGCACGAAAAUAAGGAUGACGAUGGAGACGAAGCCAUCAAAGAAAGGCCACCAAAGCGUCGUGUAGUUCAACAAAUGGAAGCAAAAUCUACAGCAAGUGUUACGCAAACACGAAGAAUGUCCCGAACGUUAGAUAGUUCUCCAGCAACUCAUCCAGCCGUCGUCGCAGCAACGCCCACCAGGAAUCAUCACGCUCCCUGUGCUGCUCCGGCUACUCCAGUUCCUGCUACUCCACUCCGUCGAACGACUCGUCUUAGCGUGGAUGGGGAGCAGCAGCAAAGGGUCACUCGUACCCAGCUAGGAACACCUACUUCCACUACUAAUACCACACCCACCAAAGCAUCACCCUUGGUCAACGGGAUAAUGCGAAACGGAACAAGAAACAACACCCACAAUAAUAAUAAUAACAAUAAAAAGAUUAAGAGUGCGAAAAAGUCAAGAGAAGUCGACGCUCAUCCCGUUUUGGCUGCUGCCCUGAUGCAGCAGCAGCCACGACUACCAGUCCCAGUGGACUCUUUUUCUGUAUACAGAGAAGAAAAGCGAGAUUCGUCAGAUGGAGAAGAACAAGAUGAAAAAGAAGACGAACAAGAAGAUGAAGAUGACCAAACGGAUGACGAUUCGUCUUCAGAAGGGGAUGACUCAUCCUCGGAAGACGAAGUGUCGGAUGAGUCUUCCGACGCUGCAGCAACAAAUCACCACCAUAUGCAUAGGGUUUUGACUCGAGGUGGUGGAAAAACGAAUAGUACUGACGUUUCAUCAAACCGUGCCAGUAGAACAAGUCGCCGUCGCCGUCGUCGUGACUCUUCUUCAUCUUCUUCCUCUGCAUCGUCUUCCCACUCUUCUCGUUCUUCCUCCAGCGAUGGCCAAGUUACAGAAGAGACACAGAAAGUUCCCUUACUAAUCCCGGAGCAUAUGCAAUUAGUGUGGGCUUACGCCCAUGAAGCCUGGUCCCCCGCUCUGAUUGUAAAUCCGGAAAAUGUGGGUUUAUCUCCAUCCCCAGACAAGAAUGGAGUUACCAUCCCUGUCCCACCCGUGGAUGUACUAAAUCGAAGACCACCCGCUGGUCGGAAACGGGCAGGGAAAGAGUUUCACUUGGUCCUCUUUUUUGAUAAGAGCAGUACCUGGGAGUGGGUGACCCGCAGAGAGCUGGAACCUCUUGGAGUAACCCCCGCCUUAGAUAGACGUCACUUACUAGAAAGUCAAAAUCCUAAAAAACAAAGACGUGCCUUCGACAAAGCAAUUCUGCAUAAGGCGAGUGUAAAGACAGGACAAGCAUCCAAUACAAUACAACCACCACCGCUAGACUUGGACUGACGACGUCAAGUUUACAAAGGAGGGAGACCUAUUUAACCAAGAGUAUUUAGUCCAUUAAACAAAACAAUACAAAGUAUUAUCACAGUCACCUUGUAUGUACUAUACAUAAUUCGAUCUACUCGAAUCGAUAAACUAAUAUUCAGUUUAUUUUCUCUAUUUGUAAUUCGUCCUUGGUCAGAAACAAACAACAAUGUCCUACGUCAGGUCACGUCUACACUAAUAUCAAUUCGGUUUGUUAUCCUUCCUCAGAUAAUGAUACUUAGAAACCGGAGGAAAAAGCAGCAGGAAUAACAUUAUAGAAUUAACAGUUUUGAUGAUGAUAUUAACUAAAUCGUUUUUCUCUCAGUUUUUAUACAUUUUUCAAAUGCUAGUUUGGUUAGUUAAGUUUAGCAGCCUUGAGUUGGCUAGGCUGAGAAUUCACUCCCAACUUAAAAAUUUGGUUAACUACCAACAGAGGCGUAUCUACGAAAGGGUGGAUGUGUACCGGGGCCACAUAAAUUAAAUCAGUAUUUAUUUGUAAUUAUUUUACAAUGAAAAUAAAACUGAUCACGUAUUUAUUUAAAAUGAUUGAUAAGAUGAUACUGAUGUGAAUAAUUAUGAGUCAAGAAACUCAAAACCAUUUAAGACACAGUUGAGGGUAAAGUACAGGACAAAAGUCAUUCCAGAAACGCCUCGCCGCCCUUUUUUGCAUAUCAAGAAAAUAACCAUGGAAAUCUUGGUAGUACGAAACCCCCCUGAUCAAUUCAUUGCAUUAAAUGUUUCGUUUUGAAUUACAAAAUUGGAGUAUUGUCGGCUUACAAACUUUUGGUUUUGUACGUUAAUCUAAAUUUUGACUUCCGACUUCUAUUCACUUUAGAUUCAAUUAAAAUUUUUGCUUUCUAUCGUAUUUCCAGAAAGUAGUGUCGAUUGUUUUUACUAAAAUAUGUCAAAUGGGUGAAAUCGCGUCAAGAUGGAAAAAAUUGUGCUACUAUUUAUAAUGAGUACAUUGGCAACUGUACUUUAGAUUAUUCCAUGGGCCGGACAUUUUCAAGAAACGCCACUACGCUAUAUCAUGUAUGUACCCCGUCCGGACUUAAAUAUAUUAAGUUUUUUACUAAUUUACUAAUUAAGAAUUUAAUUAACCAACACGUUGUUAUCGUUUUUGGCUUAAGUUUUCUGACUCGUAUAAAAAGUUAACGUAUAAAAGAGAAGACAAAAUUUGGAAUUGGAUAACGAAUGAUGUAUCCGACCAAUAAUGCCGCCUUUUCAUACCGUUUUUUAAUAAAUUUAACAUACACAUUGUGUUAUCUGAUACUUGUUGAAAA